AUGUCUCUAGUCACCGCCUUCUUCCUCCUCAUAGUUCCUCUCGCCGCCUCCGUGCCGGAGGUUGUUGCGACCGACGCACCGACGGUGUACCAAAUUCUCCAAAGCUACAGUUUCCCCGUAGGUCUCUUACCCCAGGGCGUGACGUCCUACCAACUGGACGCCGACACAGGGAAGUUCGUCGUUAAUUUGAACGGAACCUGCUCCUUCAGCGUCGCCGGAUAUGACCUCAAGUACAAGACCAAAAUCACUGGAACGAUUUCGAGUGGAAAGAUCAGGAAUCUGACGGGGAUUCAGGUCAAAGUUCUGUUUUUCUGGGUGAAUAUCAUCGAGGUGACUUCUGAUGGCAACAAUCUGGAAUUAUCCGUCGGUAUCGCGUCGGCUGAAUUCGCGGUGGACAAUUUCAACGAGAGUCCGCAGUGUGGCUGUGGAUUUGACUGUGUAAGUGCAACUCCGGUGACGGUGAGUGGAGGAGCAUUCAGUUUCUAA
This is a messenger RNA of Andrographis paniculata, 486 nucleotides long. RefSeq lists its product as uncharacterized. The transcript has a single exon. The record is from RefSeq and is a predicted model, not a curated record. NCBI's taxonomy places the organism in Eukaryota, Viridiplantae, Streptophyta, Magnoliopsida, Lamiales, Acanthaceae. The coding region runs from base 1 to 486 and encodes 161 amino acids.